AUGGCAUUGCCAAGCCCUGCUAGCCCGGCUAAGCAGCCCGUGGUGCCCUCAGUGCCAGAGCCCCAGCCGGCACAAGGCCCCUCGAAAACCACACUCGUGCUCCCCCAGCUGCACGAAGCAGGAGCACCUCGGGGGAAGGUGCUUCCACCGCCGCCUCCUGGCCAGCCCAACGCCAAGGGCAAGGUGGCCUGGGUGCGGGCCCCAAUGCAGCCCCUGCCCCAAUUAGGGUAUAACACCAGGACGAUGCCGGUGCUCAAGCCCAAGACGAAGAACCUGCAGCAGUCGCGGCCUGCCUACCUCGCCACGAUGCCACAUGGGGCUCACGAUCUGUCCCCGCCCGUUGACCAGCCCUAUAAGCCAAAGACCACCCUGAUUGUCACGAAAGACUAUGUCCGCGAACUAGUCCUUCCUAGAGAGAGACCGCCCCAGCAGACGCUCAUCCUGAGCAGGGCAGAGUAUGAGCGCAUUAAGGCCCAGUGCGUCAUUGAGGAUCGGCAGGCCAAGGCAGCAGCCUACAAAGCUGAGAGGGACGCCACGAUGGCCGCUGUGGCCCAGCGCAAAAAGGCCAUGAAAGAGAGGAUUCUUCUAAAGCAGAAGGUACAGAAGAGCGACCUGGAGAAGGAGGCCGAGGAGCGAGGCAACUACCUGCUGCAGCGGGCCUACAGGAUGCGCCUGGAGCAGGAAGAUGAGAUCAAGGAUAUGGAGAAGAUGAUCGUGGAUGCCAGGUGCCACGCUGUCCUGGACGCCCAGAUGAUAGAGAAGCAGCAGAUGGAGAAGGAGCUGAAACAGGAGGAGCUGCGCCUAGAUCAGAACAUGGAAGUGAAGCGUCAGAAGGUCGUCCGGAUGCAGGAAGAGCUGGAGGAGAAGAGGAAGCAGGAGCUGAUCCGGGGGAGGUGCCAGAUUGAGAAGCAAAUUGAAGAGAAGGAAAAGGAGAGGGCCAUACAGGCUGAGCUGCAGGACCUGGAGGCCCAGCAGAUACGGGACUGCCUGCAGCAGCUGCACCUGGAAGAGCUACGG
Molecule: messenger RNA, 1017 nt
Organism: Alligator sinensis (Chinese alligator)
Lineage: Eukaryota; Metazoa; Chordata; Crocodylia; Alligatoridae
Product: cilia- and flagella-associated protein 45-like
Exons: 7
Source: RefSeq, a predicted model, not a curated record